CGUGUCCCCAGCAAAGAGGCGAAGAACUUGCCGUGCACACCGAGUACUUGUGUCUGCCGGCUGUCCUGCCGCUUCUCCUCAGUAUUGUUGUUCUUGGUGCCGCCACUCCUUUUCUUUCUUAAUUUUUUAAAACAUUUUUCCUGGCUUUCCUUUUUCUUUCUUUAUUUAUUUUUUUAAGUUACUUUAAAAAAUUAUUUUCUUCCAUUUUUCCGCGGAGGGAGGGGUGGCUGCCUGGCUGGCUGGCGGGUCUGUUGCAAAAAGCGGGAGAGAAAAAAAAAAAAACAAAACAAAAAAGCCAAAAAGAAAAAGAAAGGGGGAAAAAAAAAAGCCAAACAAAACCAAACCAAAAACCAAACCAAACAAACAAACAAAAAAAACUUCACUCGGAUCUGAAAGUGGCAGGAAAGUGCCUGGCAAGUUGCAGGGAUGGAGCUACACAGCUUGCAGGAGGCGUUAAAAGUGGAAAUCCAAUGUCACCAGAACGGGGAUCUUAAGAAACAAAUCCAUGAAAGGCAAUCAAGAAUAGCAGCUCUUAAUGAGAAACAACCUUUGGCCUCUCUGCUGAGUCUACAUAUUAUCAUUGGCAGCAGUUUGCUGGAAAUGGACAUGUUUCCACACAGGCUACUCAACACACAACUGGAAAAAACUUUGGGAACGAUCACUGCAGUGCCCAUUAAGGUUCCUCAGGUCAGCUCCUUGCAGAGGUUGGCAGGACAAGGACCGGCAGUGCUACCUCAGGUUAGGCCAAAGACUCUGAUUCCAGACAGCCUCCCAAUCUCCCCGUGCAGAGACCAGCCUUCCAAGCAGCCUCCCACCUUCCAGAAGGCAACCAUAGUGAGCAUCAAAAACCCUAGCCCUGCCCUCCCGACUGCCAACAACACUGUCAGCCAUGUACAGACCCACAACAGCCAGUCACAAAGUGUCACUGAGCCUGCAGCCCUCUCGUCCCCUCUGAGUGGUGCUGGCGUGGCCUACGCCAUCAUUUCCACCUCCCCCAGCAAUGCAGCUCCGAUCAGCACCAGCGCCGCUGUCUCCGUGGUCAACGACAGCAUCAAAGUGCAGCCGCUUCUCAUCAGUGCCGACAGCAAGGUUAUCAUUAUUCAACCUCAAGUCCAAACCCAGACAGAAAGUAAAGUGGAGACAAAGAAACCUCCUGAAGACUCAGCUCAGGGAUUGCCUGCUACCAAAAAGAAAAAGGAGGAAAAUCCAGAGAAAAUUGCCUUCAUGGUAGCACUAGGACUGGUUACAACAGAACAUUUGGAAGAAAUCCAGAGCAAGCGUCAGGAAAGAAAGAGAAGAAGCACAGCAAAUCCAACCUACAGUGGACUCUUGGAAACAGAGCGGAAACGCCUUGCAUCGAAUUAUUUGAAUAACCCCUUGUUCCUUUCAACAAGAGCAAAUGAGGAUUCGUUCUGGAAGAAUGAGAUCCAUCAUGAUGAACACUGCACUGCUUGCAAGUGUGGAGUUAACUUGCAGCCCUGUGGCACAUGUCCCAGAGCAUAUCACCUCAACUGCUUGGACCCACCCCUCAAAACUGCACCCAAAGGGCUCUGGGUCUGCCCAAAGUGCCAACAGAAGGUGUUAAAGAAAGAUGACAAUGUGCCAUGGACUGGAACUCUGGCUAUUGUUCACUCCUACGUUACUCAUAAAACAGUCAAAGAAGAAGAGAAGCGAAAGUUAUUAAAGAGAAGCAGUGAGCUGAAGAGUGAGCAUAGACAGUUAGAAGAAAAAGAUCGACUUCUCAACAGUGCAGUGAAGAAAUGCUUAGAGCUAAAAACCAACCUGAUGGCCCAGCAGAAAGAGACUCAGUCAUCACUGGAACAUCUCAAAACCCUCAUUAGACUGAUACAAAAUGAGCAGAUGAUUCAGGUUACCAUGACAACCACCACCACCACCUCCCUGCUAUCCAUCCCCUGGAUCAAACCCUCUGCUGCCUCUGCUGCCAUGCACAAAGCCUUGCAACCAUCCCAGGGUAACAACUGACAGGAGUCGGCUGAGUGAGGUCUAAGGAAGGGGCGACAGGAAACUUUGUGCACGUGAGCAGAGGAGAGAUGAAACCGGAAUAAAUGACAGAAGGGGCAGUCUCAGUUUUGAUACACUGGCAGAGCAGUCAGCCCAGUUUGUAGGUCACUGUGGCAGCAGGUUCCCACAGAGUGGGUUGUGCUGCAGUUUCGUAUUUGCCAAGACCUU
Messenger RNA from Catharus ustulatus (Swainson's thrush), 2190 nucleotides. Its product is annotated as PHD finger protein 21B-like. Lineage: Eukaryota; Metazoa; Chordata; Aves; Passeriformes; Turdidae. The transcript is spliced from 14 exons. The record is from RefSeq and is a predicted model, not a curated record. Bases 427 to 1983 code for a protein of 518 amino acids.